Messenger RNA from Athene cunicularia (burrowing owl), 3064 nucleotides. It is a transcript of the gene EFCAB6, whose product is annotated as EF-hand calcium binding domain 6. Gene Ontology annotation, cellular component: nucleoplasm. NCBI's taxonomy places the organism in Eukaryota, Metazoa, Chordata, Aves, Strigiformes, Strigidae. The coding region runs from base 2265 to 3029 and encodes 254 amino acids. The transcript is spliced from 6 exons. The record is from RefSeq and is a predicted model, not a curated record. Gene Ontology annotation, molecular function: calcium ion binding.
UCUAACCAUUUUAAGACCAAAGUGCAUUAGGUCUUAUGAAAUAAACAAAAAAGCUCUUGAAAAUAAACAAAUUAGGGAAACUCGCACUCGCAAAAUAUGUUUCUUUAAAAGGUUGCAGGGCACGAGUGCUUCCCCUAAGUCUUUGGCUUCACCAGAGUAAUUAAAAGCAGCGGUACGGUGCUGUUUAGUUGCAGUAAUGUCAGGCAGGCAGAAGGUGUGCCCUGCCCAGGACCGUGCCCGGCACCUUCAUUUCCUGACCCCGGCACAGGCCGGCCGCCGUGUCUGCUCGCACGGUUCUGCCUCUCUGCUCUUAAUAAUAAUAAUAAUAAUAAUGAUGAUGCAGCCGUAAUGCCUGUCCCACACGUAUGUUUUAUGUAAAGCAUGGUUAAUACUGGAAAGUGUGAUUUACAUCUGAAUAUAGUGGAGUCUUUUCUCAUUAGGAGGCAGGUUUCUUGCAGUUCUCUAAGAAACAUAUUUUCUUUUCCAUCCAGUUAUAAUGAUCAUGUGAGACGUGACAAGGAAACAGGAGCGCAGGACCAAAAGCCAUCUGUUUCUUUUUUGGUAUUUCAUAUUGCAUGGAGCAAGAAGGUGGCAAAGCUUAUACGCUUAAACAUGGGGGUAUAAAAUAUGACAGUAACAUUUAACAUGCUGUAAAGAAAUGUCUCUGAACCAAAACCAGAUUUAUUUUUUUUUUUUUAAUUUUUUUAACCAGGACCUCUUACCACAGCUAUAGUAAAACUGACUGCCACUUGUGUUUGUUAAAAACUUUGCUUUCAAGAUAUUUUAUAUAUUUAGUUUAGACAGUGCAAGUGGGUGGAAAGUCAGCUUCCAUUCCUGAAAAUAAGUAGUUUCUUCUUCAAAUUUCUGAUACUGCUUUUUUUUGUUUGUUUAUUAUUAUUCCACUUGGUGCCACUCCUGAGACUAAUUUUAUAAGUAAAAUUUGGUUCCAUUUUAAAAACUGAAGUUUACUGCUCAUUCUGGAGGUAGAAUGUAAAUGUUGAAUAGAUUUCACUGAUAUUUAACAUUAUGAAACGUGGCCUUCUGCACGCAGUUAGACUUCUGGCAUUCUCAGGUACGCCCAUACGAAGCCUAGCAGUGCUUUCCUCUGCAGUUUAUUCCAACCGGCUGUAUUCUGCCCUCUGUAUUUCUGCUUGCCCUAUGACCUUCUGCUGUAUUUACCCAAAGCGUGGCUUUCCACCCUGCAGAAUGCACAAUGGGGGGACUCUGGCCAGGAAUAAGACCCCGCGGAGGAUUUUAAAGCCACGCACCGCUGUUAGAUGUGAAAGCAGCACCCUGACAUCAAGGGGGUUGUGCACAUCUUGUGCUGGCAUUGAGCUGCUUGUGGCCGACCCCUUCAGUGCUUUCCCCUCACACGUUCUGUACCUUUGCAGCCUUCAACUGCCCCGUUUGGCUGCAGUACCCCCACUGUGGAUGACCAGAUUAAAAAGCACCGCCACAAGUAUACCUGGAACUUAGAAAGGAAAGGGACAUAAUUGCCCUCUCUUUCAUCUCAGGACUGAAGUGCCUUUUCAAUCAGAGAUUUCCACUGCUUGCUAAAGACUAUUCAGAUGAGAAGAAUACCUUUGGGAUAUUUGGGCUAGUUAGCACUCACUUCCCUUUUUUCCACAUUAACAGAAUAGACCUCUUUGUAAGAUCACCCAAUUUUUUAGACCUUUCUAAAAGUUUAGGUCAGUCUUGGAAUCCUGUGCUUUUGUUGGCCUGUCACCAGUUGGAUCACGUUUAUAGAGAGUCUAUUUUUUCCCUUAACUACUUGCAUAGCCCCUUUUCUCUUUUGUGGUGCAAGCCAGAAUUCCUGGAAGCAGGUUUUACUGCCUGCGGAAUCUCACUGGCUGCCUUCUCCAUGGACGUCUCCCUCUUCCACUGGCUGAAUGCCACACUGCGAUUUAUAAUUUAUUCAGUGGAUCCAUUACUGAUUCUCUGUGUAUGUUUUUUGUCUAGACUGAGGAAGGGCAAAAAGUCAUUCCGCCUAAAUCUGCUUGGGAGCUGUCAGAGAGAGGCAUCCUCUCACAGAUAGAAGAAGUAGUGACGGUUGACUUCCAGACACUUGCACCAGAGUUUAAAGAUAUUUACUCUUCAAAAGAUAAUACAGUAUCAAAAGAGGACUUCUGGGAUAUAUGUAACUGACAUUUUCAGCAGCUGACUGAAGAAAAUUUGAAAAUCUUUGGAACACGGUGGAUGUCAGUGCUGGUGGACGGUUGAAGUAUCAGGACUUUUUGAAGAAGUUCAGCUCAGAACUUGUAACGAUGCCAUCAAGUACUCCCAGUGCAACUGGUUCUGCACCUUCUACCAGGCCAGCCGCCCGUGCCGGGCAGGACCCACGCACCUCUUCUCAGCCUGAACGUCCCAAGACAUCUCCUCCAGUAGGGCGAAAGAGUACACCAGCAUCCAGUUGUCCUCAGACAGCACCUUGUUCUGCACCUGUCCUGAACUGCGAAACAAUAGAAAAGAAGAUAAGAAAGAGCAUCCAGCAUUCCUGGAGAGGCAUACUGAGAGCCUGCAAAGAGAAGGAUGUCAGCAAGCGAGGAGAAAUCCCAGUGUCAGACUUCCUCGAUAUAGCAGAGAAGUUCAGUUUGGAUUUAAGUGAAGGGGAAAUCAGCCAAAUAACCACAAAAUAUGAUUUAAAGAAAAACGGAAAAUUUGCAUACUAUGACUUCCUUCAGAGCAGUAUCUUGUUGUUAAAACCACAGGAAAGCUCACUGCUACAGAGGGUGAUUAUACGGAAGCCACAAAAGCCGCUGAGCCCUGGACCACAAACCACGUCAUUCUGCAGUGCAAUGCUCAGGAUUCAGCCCCAGAUCCUGCACUGCUGGAGACCAAUGAAGCGAACUUUCCAAUCCUACGAUGAAAGUCGUACUGGACUGUUAAAUAUCGCAGAUUUCAGACAAGUUCUUCACGAAUACCACAUCAACCUCUCUGAAGAGGAGUUAUUCAACAUUUUGGAAUAUUAUGAUAAAACUUUGUCUUCAAAAAUAUCCUAUAAUGAUUUUCUCCAAGCAUUUGUUCAGUAAGAUUUGGUCAAAUGCAGGAAAGCCUAGAUAAAGAC